UAGCCUCCCCAAAGGCAUUCCAAGGGGAGGAAGAAUAAGCCUUGGUCUUCUUUUUCACCAAAAGGAGAUUCAAGGCAAAAAAAAUAAAAAGAUGUCUGGGAAAAUAGUUGUCUCUGUUGUUUCUCUCAUUCUCGUAGUAGGUGUUGCAAUCGGUGUUGUGGUUACUGUUAAUAAGAAAGGUGGGGAACCCUCCAUCCAGUCCGAUCAAAAAUCCGUUGAGAUUAUCUGUCAAAACACUGAUGACAAAAACCUUUGCCACAACACUCUCAGCUCUGUCAAGGGUCUUGACGCCGCUGACCCUAAGGCUUACAUUGCCACGGCAGUGAAAGCCACCAUGGACAGCGUCAUCAAAGCGUUCAACAUGAGUGACAGGCUCGCCACCGAGCACGCAGACAAAGACAACGGCACAAAAAUGGCCAUUGAUGAUUGCAAGGACUUAUUACAAUCAGCCAUCCAAAGUCUUCAACUCAGCACUGACAUGGUGCAAAAUAACAACAUCCAUGCCGUGCAUGACCAAAGUGCUGAUUUCAAGAACUGGCUUAGUGCAGUUAUCUCAUACCAACAGGCGUGCAUGGAAGGAUUCGACGAUGGCAAAGAAGGUGAGAAGAAGAUCAAGGAGCAGUUCCAAAUAGAGAGCUUAGACAAGGUGCAAAAACUCACUGCCAUCACCCUUGAUAUCGUGAGUGGUUUAUCACACAUCCUCGAAAAAUUUGGGUUGAAGUUGAACCUUAAACCCGCCUCCCGUCGUCUUCUCAGUAAGGACGGGUACCCCACUUGGUUCUCUGCUUCAGAUCGCAAGCUCUUGGCUCAACUUGGACGUAAAGGAUGGAGAUCACACAUCACACCUAAUGUCGUAGUUGCCCAGGAUGGCUCUGGUCAGUUUAAAACCAUUGCCGAGGCAAUUGCUUCUUACCCCAACAACUUCCAAGGUAGAUAUAAUAUCUAUGUUAAGGCUGGUGUCUAUGAUGAAUACAUCACUGUUCCUAAGAACGCCGUCAAUAUUCUCCUCUAUGGUGAUGGCCCUGGAAAGACCGUUGUCACUGGUCACAAGAACUUCCGUGAUGGUGUGAAGACAAUGCAAACUGCCACUUUUGCCAACACUGCUCAAGGAUUCAUUGCCAAGGCAAUGACAUUUGAGAACACUGCUGGAGCUGACGGACACCAAGCUGUGGCUUUUAGGAACCAAGGAGACAUGUCAGCAAUUAUUGAAGCUGCCCAGUUCACCCCUGGCCAAUUCCUCCAGGCUGGAGUUGGCUCUGGAGCCGAUUGGUUGAAAGCUCUUCAUGUUCCUCACGCCCUUGACUUCGUCAAACCUUGA
Vigna radiata var. radiata (mung bean) is the source of this 1318-nucleotide messenger RNA. Its product is annotated as probable pectinesterase/pectinesterase inhibitor. Gene Ontology annotation, biological process: cell wall modification. Gene Ontology annotation, molecular function: pectinesterase activity; pectinesterase inhibitor activity. The record is from RefSeq and is a predicted model, not a curated record. The coding region runs from base 92 to 1318 and encodes 408 amino acids. The transcript has 2 exons. Lineage: Eukaryota; Viridiplantae; Streptophyta; Magnoliopsida; Fabales; Fabaceae.